AUAAAAGUGUGCAUUAAAGCCAAAACAUUUUAGUUAUUUUACAGGUCGCUCGUUGACAAGAUAGGAAAAAAAUGAAACACUUCACGUUGCUUGCAUUGUGUUUAAUCACAGUUUUGGCUGAAAAAGUUAAUACGCUUAGCGUGGGUAAAAAUCGUAACUUAAUCGAAACCUCAAUUAAAUACCCAGAUGCAAGACGAGACGAAAGUAUCGUCGAAGAUUUACAUGGAACGAAAGUUGCCGACCCAUAUCGAUGGCUCGAAGAUCCAUUCUCGGAAGAGACAAAACAGUUUGUAAAUGCUGAAAAUGAAAUAUCACAAUCAUUUUUAAAUAAUAGUGAUAAAUGGAAAAAAAUCAAUACAAACUUAACCACACUAUGGAACUAUCCCAAAUACUUUGUUCCAACGCGACACGGAAAAUACUAUUUUUCAUUUAGAAAUACUGGUCUACAAAAUCAAAACGUGCUGUAUAAACAAAACUCAUUGGAUGAUGAGCCGACAGUAUUUUUAGAUCCAAACGCAUUCUCAUCUGACGGCACGAUUUCUUUGCAACAGCAUGCUUUUUCCAAAGACGGCAAUCUACUAGCAUAUGGUGUCAGUGAAUCGGGUUCAGAUUGGAUUAAAAUCAAAAUCCGUAACGUUCAAACUGGCGAAGAUUAUUCUGAACUUUUGGAAAGAGUAAAGUUCACAUCGUUGGAAUGGACACAUGACAAUAAAGGAUUUUUCUAUAAUCGAUAUGAUCAAAACGGUGAUGGUUCUGAAACGGAUACGAAUAAGAACCAAAAAUUAUAUUAUCAUCGUGUUGUUGAUGUACAAGGAGAGGAUGUUCUUGUUGUCGAAUUCACGGAAAAUCCGGAUCGGCUGAUAAUAGCCACUGUUAGCUCAUGCGGCAAAUAUUUGAUUGUGAUGCAGAAUUAUGGUAAUCAGAAUUCAUUGCAUUUCGCUGACUUAGAGAAGACCGGACCCAUCGUUGGCAAGAUUUUACUUACGUCAAUAGUAACGAAACUCGAAGCUAGUUAUGAAUAUAUUACCAAUACCGGAUCUAAAGUAGUAUUCCGUACAAAUAUCAAAGCACCAAAUUAUCGUAUUGUCGUAAUCGAUUUCAAUCACUACACUGAAGAUAAUUGGACUACGCUUGUUGAAGAAGACUCAAGAGAUGUGUUACAAUGGGCAAAACAUGUUGAUAAGGAUAAACUUGUGAUUUCAUAUCUUCAAGAUGUAAAGGAUACUUUACAAGUACAUUCUCUCGAAACUGGAAAAUUGUUACGUAAAUUCUCUCUUGAAAUUGGAACUGUAGUUGGUUUCAGUGGAAAUAAAAAGUACUCCGAAGUCUUUUACCAAUUGGAGUCAUUUUUGAUGCCUGGAACUAUCUAUCGUUAUGAUUUUUCGAAUCCCGAUGCUGAACCAACCGUUUUUAUUGAAAACAAAUUAAAUUUGAAUGGAUUCGAUAAGAAAAACUUUAAAGUCGAACAGGUGUUCUAUCCAAGCCAUGAUGGUACCAAAAUCCCAAUGUUCAUUGUUCAAAAGAAAACUGCAUCAAAAACCAAACCAGUUUUAUUGUAUGCAUACGGUGGAUUCCAUAUUUCAAUCCAACCAGAAUUCAAGGUGCCAUUUUUAUUUUUUGUCAAUGCAUUUGAUGGCAUUUUGGCCGUAGCAAAUAUCCGUGGUGGGUCUGAAUACGGGCAAAAGUGGCAUGAUGCUGGUCGAUUGUUAAACAAACAAAAUGUAUUCGAUGAUUUCCAAGCGGCUGCAGAAUAUUUAGUUGCGCAGAAGUAUACGAUAAAUAAGAAAAUUGGCAUUUAUGGCCGUUCAAAUGGUGGAUUGCUGAUUGGAGCUUGUAUCAAUCAACGACCGGAUUUAUUUGGUGCGGCUGUAGCUCAAGUGGGCGUGAUGGAUAUGUUGCGUUUUCAUAAAUUUACCAUUGGCCAUACAUGGAUUUCUGACUAUGGCAAUCCAGACGAAAAGGUUCAUUUCGAUAAUCUGUAUAAAUUCUCGCCGUUACAUAAUGUUCAUGUGCCAAAUAGCAGUGUUAGCCAAUAUCCACCAACAAUCAUUUUAACGGGCGACCAUGAUGACAGAGUAAGCCCAUUACACUCGUUGAAACUCACCGCUACGCUACAAUAUGCAGUGAAAAAUAAUAAAUUCCAAAACAAUCCAAUCUUACUUCGUGUAUACAGCAAGGCUGGACAUGGAUCGGGCAAACCUAUCGCAAAACGAAUCGAAGAAGAGACCGAUAUUUAUACGUUUUUGUACGAAUCGCUUCAAAUUGAAACUAACUUUUAGUUUCGUUUCGACACACAAUAUGUAGACAUAUGUUAAAAGGACAGUUAUUAUCAUAUAGAAUUUGAGCAGUUUGAAAAUAAAUAUACAUAUAUUAUGAACAAGAAA
This is a messenger RNA of Contarinia nasturtii (swede midge), 2384 nucleotides long. Its product is annotated as prolyl endopeptidase-like. Gene Ontology annotation, molecular function: serine-type endopeptidase activity; oligopeptidase activity. Gene Ontology annotation, biological process: proteolysis. Gene Ontology annotation, cellular component: cytosol. The coding region runs from base 72 to 2279 and encodes 735 amino acids. The record is from RefSeq and is a predicted model, not a curated record. The transcript has 8 exons. NCBI's taxonomy places the organism in Eukaryota, Metazoa, Arthropoda, Insecta, Diptera, Cecidomyiidae.